Molecule: messenger RNA, 2139 nt
Organism: Syngnathoides biaculeatus (alligator pipefish)
Lineage: Eukaryota; Metazoa; Chordata; Actinopteri; Syngnathiformes; Syngnathidae
Gene: atp1b2a
Product: ATPase Na+/K+ transporting subunit beta 2a
Exons: 11
Coding region: 619-1512 (297 amino acids)
Biological process (GO): intracellular potassium ion homeostasis; sodium ion export across plasma membrane; potassium ion import across plasma membrane
Cellular component (GO): sodium:potassium-exchanging ATPase complex
Molecular function (GO): ATPase activator activity
Source: RefSeq, a predicted model, not a curated record
CGAAUUUGAAUUGUUUUAUUCUUAAUGUAGUCGAUCUUUGCAAAAAUUGCAUUUUACGUGGAGUGCCUCUUCUGCCUGAUGAUUGUAUAAUAACGCUUCAAAACAAAGCUUUCAUCUGCAGUUUGCCUUCUGACCAGCAGGUAGCGAGCGAGGUGGUGGUGCUCACUAGUUGACCCACGCGCAAGCCAAAGACAGCGGCGAAGAAGAAGGAAUGAGAGUUGGGAGAGGGGAGGAGGGGGGGGGGGUCAGGUGGCUGGACUGCAGUUUGCCGUUCCAAACUAUCGUCCCAAAAUCUAUUAAAAUGUACAUACAAUAUGAAUGCCGACAUUCAAAAUGCAACAUGCUGAAGGACGAGCCAAUGCAUUGGAUUUGCAAUGGGAGAACCGUGAUCGAGUGAGGGAGCGCUGCAAAUCACUUGGAGCAGUUCACAUUAUGCGCACGCGCAGAGCGUGUGGUGCGUGACGUCAGGCGGGGAGGUGCGCAGCCAGUGACGCCAUCGCAUCCCUUCCACUCGCGUUUCGUCCCGGUCCGUGUCCGUCAUCGCGCAGCAUCUUCCUCGCCAUCGCCAUCUUCAUCAUCGGCUCGAGCCAGGCCUUCAUCCUCCACCUCCUCUUCAUCAUGUCCGGCGGCAAGCAGGAGGCCCCCAAGGGCUCGGGCGAGUGGCGAGAGUUCUUCUGGAACCCGCGCACGCACGAACUGCUCGGUCGAACCGCGGCCAGCUGGGGUCUGAUCCUGCUUUUCUACCUGGUCUUCUACCUGUUUCUGGCCGGGAUGUUCACACUCACCAUGUACAUCAUGCUGCUGACCCUGGACGACUACCAACCCACCUGGCAGGACCGCCUGGCGACCCCAGGGAUGAUGAUUCGUCCGAGGGGCAACCAACUGGAGCUUUCCUAUUCUCUGUCUGAGACGCAAAGUUGGGAAGGCCUCGUGCAAAAUCUCGACUCGUUUUUGUCCCCAUACAACGACAACCAGCAGGUUCAGAUGAAUGACAACUGCUCUCCAGACCAAUACUUCAUCCAAGAGGACAGCGGCGAGGUUCGGAAUAAUCCAAAGCGCUCCUGCCAGUUCAAUCGGUCAAUGCUGGAGGAUUGCUCGGGGUUUCCCGAUCGUUUCUAUGGUUACAGCCGAGGACAGCCCUGUGUGCUGAUCAAACUCAACCGGGUGAUCGGGAUGUUGCCAGGGAAGGACGGACAGUCGCCUUUCGUCACCUGCGCCGCCAAAUCGCACAAAGUCGGAGAAGACGAGUGGAGGGAGGACGGCGAUAAGAUGGGACCUCUGGCUUAUUUUCCCGCCAAUGGAACCUUCAACCUCAUGUAUUACCCUUAUUAUGGCAAGAGAGCUCAGGUGAACUACACUCAGCCGCUGGUGGCCGUCAAGUUCCUGAACGCGUCUCUCAACACCGACAUCGACGUCGAGUGCAAAAUCACCUCCAACACGCUCGCCCCCGGCAGCGAGCGGGACAAAUUUGCCGGCCGCGUCUCCUUCAAGCUACGAAUCGACGACAAGUAGAUUGCGCGAACACGCCAGGCCGCAGUCGUGACUUUGACCGCUCCCAGGUCCGACGCCCCCCCCCCCCCUCCCCCUCCCCCAACACACGCAAACUCGCUCACCAAACACAGCCCCCUUGCAGUUUGACGUCGGAACACGAGAAUCUCGGUCUACCUUACCUAACCUCACUCAAACCCUUUAUUUAUCUAUUUAUGUAUUUCUUUUAUUCACUCACUGUCACCACAUUACGCAACUUUGCCUGGCAUUUCUAUCGUUUAUUUCAAUGAUUCACAGGCAGGGGUUCUCACACCCUCAUGCACAAUCUGUAGCUUGAGGAUCUGCUAAAUUAUUAGCAAAUAUAUGUAUGUAUAUUUAAUUUUUAAAAAGGGGAUACCUCGAUAUGGGGAAAAGGUGCAUCAAUAAGGUCAAUUUAAACCAAUUCGUCCUCUCUACCUUUAUUCUGUCAAUUAAAAGCUUCAAUUACAUCAUGUUUAUGAUCAAAUAAAUCAUGCAUCUUUGCAUGAAUAAAGGAACAAUUUUCUUUUUUUGAAAUAAAGGUCUUUUCUGAAAUAAAAGGUGUAAUAUUGCGAGGAGAAAGUUGCCUAUGACUUUGUUCCGCCGUUAAAUCUUAAAGAUUGCUGCAUUUUU